Molecule: messenger RNA, 2150 nt
Organism: Lingula anatina
Lineage: Eukaryota; Metazoa; Brachiopoda; Lingulata; Lingulida; Lingulidae
Product: acyl-coenzyme A diphosphatase NUDT19
Cellular component (GO): mitochondrion
Molecular function (GO): hydrolase activity, acting on acid anhydrides, in phosphorus-containing anhydrides
Source: RefSeq, a predicted model, not a curated record
CACAAGCUCCUCUAACUCAAUCCCAUCAUUACUUCCGGUAGUCAACUUCCGGAAUAAACAUGCCUUGUCCUUGCACGGGCGGGUACACGUUGACAGUAUUAUCAAUCAAGUUUCACAAUCAUAUAUGACCCAGUUCUUGAAUGCCAGUAUGUAGGUAUGCACCGCCUUCUUUUCCGUCACUUUAACACAAUGUCAUCGCCUUGGAAGGAAGCAGCGACGCUAGUCCUAGCCGCGAAAGCACCGAAUGCGUCCCGUCCGGGGACUUUGAUCCCUUUCGAUUAUAAACUCUUGAUGCUGAAACGAAGCUCUCGUAGCGGCUUCAUGCCAAGUGCGAACGUAUUUCCCGGGGGUGUGUUGGAUCCGGCUGAUGAGUCUUCGGAAUGGGUAAAGCUGUUUGAGUCCGCUGGCGUAGGGGUGGAAGAACUGAAGAAAUUCUCCGAUAUUCCAGGCCCUCGGCCUUUGGCGUUUCGCACUCGGCCUCGACAGAAAGUGUCUGGCUCUGAAGUUGCGUUGCCGAGGGAAGUGGCUUUUCGCAUCUGUGCAAUACGGGAAACGUACGAGGAAUCUGGUAUUUUACUGGGCAGGAGAUUUAUCAGGCAAUCACAUGGCCCCAAGUCAGAAGUCACAAAUUCUGGGAAGUUCUACAAGAACAGUGGACUUAAAAUAGCUGACCACUGUGGCUUAGAUUGGUCAGUCCUUGCCCAGUGGCAGUCUAAGGUGGACUCCAAUGCAAACACAUUUCUAACCAUGUGUCAGGAGUUUAGUAUAGUGCCUGAUGUAUGGGCAUUAAGGGAGUGGUUCAAUUGGCUGACCCCCACCGCCGGCGUAAAGCCCGGAAAAGGGGCAGAUCACAAACUUGCCCCGCGGAGAUACGAUGCUUUAUUCUUCCUUUGCUGUAUAGAUGAUCUCUUGGACGUGUCGCAUUGUCAGCGGGAGAUGGUCAAGGCUGAGUGGGUCAGUCCUGUUGAUGCUCUGCUUGACCAUCAGGCUCAUCUGAUUUAUCUUCCUCCCCCUCAAGUGUUUACGUGUAGUGGACUAUGCAACCACCCUAGCAUAGAGCACCUGCAAAGGUUCAGCGUUACGCGCGAGCAGCACGGCAUGGAACGUUGGCUUCCGGUGCUGGUGCCGUGCUCGGACGGAGUGGCUGAGCUGUGGCCUGGGGAUGACCGGUACCCUGCUGAGCCUGACCUCUAUGGUGUAUCGGACUCGGAGACGGAUUCCGUGGUCACUCUGAAGGAGUUUAGGGAAGGGUGUGCUUCGUUGAAUAGACUAGAGUUGUUUUCACCGCAGGAUUCGAAGAUUGUUUCAAAUGUGGCGUCGUAUGGACAUCUAGGUCUAUAUCAAGGGGAAUUGAGGACACCACUGUUGAAUAAAUUGUGAAUUGUGCCUUAAAUGUAUUGAACCAGCAGCCAAGUGGACUUCCAUAAACUUUUUUAACAAGGAAAAAUUUAUAUAAAAGGACAGGGCUAUUUGUACUUAUUUGCACAUUUCAUUUUGACCAAGGGAGGCCAAAAUGUGCUUACAUUAUUAACUUCAGGGAAAGUGAGAGAACGGGAAAUAUUUUUGACCAUAUUCAUUAAGUAAUUUUUUACAGUAUUUUUUUUCAUUGAAGUCUUUUGCACAAGAUAUAGCACAUUAGACUUUAGUGGAGCAAAUUAAAUUUUCUUGUAAAUUUCAGUAAUUUUCCUCCUUAUCGGCAAGGUUUUUUAUUAUCCAAAACCAUUGAAAAUAUUAUAAUGAUAUCAGAACAGGUUAUUAAGUUAUAAAUUUAAAUUUGUUUUAACUGUCUCAAAAAGAAGUUUAAGCAGUCUUGAUCUCCAUGACAAUCUUGAGCGCAUGGUGAAAAAGGAAAGUACUGACAUUUAUAGGAAGUUUAUUUCUGCCACAUGAGAAAGUCUACCGUAAAGUGUUACUUAAAGUGCAUUCAAAUUGUUAUCAUUGGAAAAGAUGUUUAUUUUUCAAAUAUUACGAUUGUUAUAAAAAUACCUGAAAAGCAAUAAAGUCUUUCAAGACGGGAGUCUGAAUCAACUUUUUAUUUCCACAAAAUAGUUAUGACAAUCCAAUAAUUUACAUGUCGAAGAGCACAAUUGAACUCUUUUAAGAGAUGCUUUGGGAUUUACCCUUUAGCCCAAAGUUACAAAUUUGGGUAA